Messenger RNA from Drosophila subobscura, 814 nucleotides. Its product is annotated as probable deoxycytidylate deaminase. The coding region runs from base 115 to 684 and encodes 189 amino acids. Gene Ontology annotation, cellular component: cytoplasm. NCBI's taxonomy places the organism in Eukaryota, Metazoa, Arthropoda, Insecta, Diptera, Drosophilidae. The record is from RefSeq and is a predicted model, not a curated record. The transcript has 3 exons. Gene Ontology annotation, biological process: dUMP biosynthetic process; dTMP biosynthetic process. Gene Ontology annotation, molecular function: zinc ion binding; dCMP deaminase activity.
AAUAUGAACCUCUAGAUCAUGGGAAUGUUGCCGAAGUGAACCAGUUCGCGACGCGAGUGUCUUUUGUUGUUAUCGUCGUGCCAAUUGAUAAAUGCAUGUUUAGUUAAGAACUUUAUGUUUAAUUUAUUUGUAAUAAUGAGCGACACAUCUCCCGAUAAGGCAGUGGCGGAAGCAGCCAGCUCGAAGCGGCAGGACUACCUGCAUUGGGACGACUACUUCAUGGCCACGUCCCUGCUCUCGGCUAAGCGCAGCAAAGACCCUGUCACCCAGGUGGGCGCCUGCAUUGUGGACCAGCAGAAACGCAUCGUUGCCAUUGGCUACAACGGAUUCCCGCGCAACUGCAGCGAUGAUGAGUUCCCCUGGUCAAAGUGCACCGAUUCCCUGGAGGACAAGAAGCUGUAUGUGGUCCAUGCCGAGGCCAACGCUAUACUCAACAGCAAUGGGGCCAGUCUGGUUGAUACGACCCUCUACACCACGCUCUUCCCGUGCAACGAGUGCACCAAGCUGAUAAUACAAUCGGGCAUCAAGCAAGUGUUCUACAUGUCGGACAAGUAUGCCCAUAAGAAAAAGUACCGCGCAUCCAGGCGCAUGCUCAACGCCGUUGGCGUGGUCUGUACCCGUCACGUGCCAGCCAAGAAGCAGAUAGUCAUUGACUUUGACGCCUUCCUCCAGGACGACGAAUGAAACGCUCAUUCUAAUGACAAGACUAUGAUUAUGCGAAUUGCAUUUAAAUUGUUGAUGUAUAAUUUGUUAUAAGUAAUUGGCCUUCUUUUAAUUAGUGUGAAUUUUUACAAUAAAACUUUAGUCAAAUGUU